AUGGGUGGAGAGGAGAGCGUGGACCCCCGCGUCAUUCGCUUCACCCACGCCGACAUCUCCCCGCGCUUUCGCAGCGGCGUAUCCUUGGACGCCGCGAUCGAGGGGAUCCUCGCUGGCGAAAUGGACAUCGACUCCUUCGAGCCUAUUGGUGCGGUGGGGAGACGGGCGGCUGUUCAGCCUCUCGAACCGCCGGUUGUUUGUCUUCCGCGUGCUGGCGAACCUCGGCUUUCUGUCCGCGGUCGAGUCACCCCGCCUGUCGUCUACGAUUUCGAGGCUCCUGCCGUGCGGCGGCUGUGGUCGAAGGGGCGCUCUGGUGGCGAGGCCGAGCCGCAGGACGACGACGCCCUCGCGGAGCUGGCCAGCCCAGGUGUCCCGAAGUUGGCGCGGUCGUUCGAGACGCGGGGCUGCCCUGGCGUGUGGCUGGUCUUCGUGCACGUGCGCAGCCGCCACGCCCAUCUGCAGACGAUCUCGGGGGCGCUGGGGGCGGCCACGCGGGCGGCGAACACCGAGGUGCACGUCCGCGCCGCGGCGCCAAGCGGGCGCAAUCUCCCGGACGACCCCGAGGCGCGCGCGUGCUUCGCGGAGAUCGCGGAGUGCGAGGCCGGCUGGCAGCUGGAGCGGGCGCUGGAUGCCCUCAGGGAGGCGCAGCUCCGCGGCCUGAGGGUGGCCUGGCCCGGGGCGGCCCGUGACAGGCGCGCCGGGGCGGGGAGGCAUCGCCGCGCGGGGGCGGGGGCGCCCGGCUGCGCCUUGGAGCGAGAGCUGCGGGGGUCUGCGGGCCCAGGGCCGCCCCCGCCCGCUGGCCGAGACACGGCAGCAGCACCCAAGGGCACAGCUCAGGGCCGCAUUCGGUGGCCGCGGAUGGUCGGGUGGUCAUCGCGAGCAGGGUUUGUUGUCCGAGGUCUGCUGGGGGAAGACACAAAAACGUGAUGGCUCCCCCAGCGGCUUGCGCGAUGCAUGCGGAAUUCAAUGUGGCGUCUGUGAACCAAAGCGGUCGUAGUUGCUCUAUGCCGCCUAUUGCACUUGCAUCCUUAGAUCCUUCGCCUGGCAGCAUCAGUACUUGUUCAGAACUCUUACUUUACUUGCCCUCCUCCUGCCAAGUGCCGGGCGACGCUCUUGUCGUGACGGGACACGCCUCCAUUCUGAGACUGGACG
Prorocentrum cordatum is the source of this 1152-nucleotide messenger RNA. Lineage: Eukaryota; Dinophyceae; Prorocentrales; Prorocentraceae. The record is from the annotation of a GenBank genome assembly.